AACAGAUUAAAAUUUAACAGAAUUAAAUUUUUCUAACUUUUAUUUUUUAAGAAAACAAUUAAUUAAACACGCUAUUAAUUUUUACGUAUUUAAUAAUCCCGCACUUACAGAUGAAGACAACAUGGCGAUUCGUAGUUAAAGGGAUUUUGUAUGUCAAUAAUAAGUUUGUUUUAACCGGAUAAUUUCUUUAAUUUUUAACUUGUCAUUCCAAAUAUAAAUAUGUGGAAUAUGAUAUUACAUUGAAUUUAAACAAGAGAAUCAUAAUUAAUCAUUGGAAAAUGGCAGAUUCACAAGAUAGCAAUGAUUCAACACAAGAAAAUGAUACUAAAGAAGUGGAAAGUUUAUUGGCUGUUGAAGAAAUAUCAGAUGCCAAUAGUAGUACUAAAGAUGCUGAAAAACAGCCUAGUGUUAAGAGAAGAUUAAAAUCAAUUGCAUUUGGAAGACACAAAAGAAUCCCAAAAGAUCCAUCAAAGAAAAAAAGAAAAGGUACAUGGGCAUUUAAGCUUGGAUGCCAUAUGCGUCCCAGAACUAUAUCCAAUGCUUCUGAAACAUCAGGAAGAUGUAGUUCAUGCAUAUGUACUAGUUAUAAAAGAACUGAAGAUAAUUUUGUUAUGGAAAAUGAAGGAUGUAAUGAAACUGUUACAACCUCUAAUUCUGCUGCUGCAGCUGAAUGCCAGACUGUGCCACAAUAUUCAUUGGCUUGUGAAAAUCUUGAAAACCAAUCCAGUUCUUCAACUUGUAAUGAAUUUAUAUUAAUGAAAAAUACAGAUACUAGUCAUUCUGACAUUUCUUCUAGAAAUUACCAUCCAUCAGAUCUUCGUCACAAUCAAGAACUGGCAAGAGAAAUUUGGGAAAAUCAUUCAGCAAAUUUUUCUUUAAUAAGUGCAGAGUUUCAACUUUCUGAACUUACGCUCACAUUUCAUAGAAGAGUUAAUUUAAGUGUUAUUCCAUAUUUAGAGAGAUUAAAUAGAGCAGAACAAUUUUCCACUGUUUUAAACAGAGGAUGUGAAAAGGCAACUGAAACUAUACAGUCUUUACCUACUAUUCAUACUCGUGUUGACUAUGUACAUUGCUUAGUACCUGAUUUGUUGGAAAUUGCUAAUUGUAGUUUUUAUUGGGGUAAAAUGGAUAGAUACGAAGCAGAAAAACUGUUAGAAAAUAAACCUGAAGGUACUUUCCUUUUACGGGAUAGCGCGCAAGAAGAAUAUCUAUUUUCAGUUAGUUUUCGUCGGUACGACAGGACACUUCAUGCUCGCAUUGAGCAGUGGAAUCAUAAAUUUAGUUUUGAUCCUCUUGAUCCAGGAGUAUUUGCAGCUAGUACUGUAUGUGGUUUAAUUGAACAUUAUAAAGAUCCCAGUUGUUGCAUGUUUUUUGAACCAAUGUUAACUAUACCACUUCAUCGUACAUUUCCUUUUUCACUUCAGCAUUUAUCCCGUGCUGUAAUCUGCAGCCGCAUCACUUAUGACAGCAUCAACAAACUUACAUUGCCAAAAAGUUUGAGAAUGUAUCUGAAAGAGUACCAUUAUAAACAGAAAGUCAGAGUUCGUUGUUUGGAUAGUGAUCAUUAAAUUUAAAAUUUGUUUGAAAUUCUAGAAAAUUUUAUUUUAAUCCUUUCUUUGUUAAAAUAGAUAGUGUCAUUCUAAAUUCUCUCCUCCUUACUAUUGAUUUAUUAAAUUUAUAUACAUAUGCAAUUUCUUAUUAUAUGUAAAAUUUUAAAAAUAUCAAUUCCAAUAUUGAUAAAAAUUGUUUUUAAAAACUUUCAAGCAA
Molecule: messenger RNA, 1767 nt
Organism: Centruroides sculpturatus (bark scorpion)
Lineage: Eukaryota; Metazoa; Arthropoda; Arachnida; Scorpiones; Buthidae
Exons: 2
Coding region: 279-1568 (429 amino acids)
Biological process (GO): intracellular signal transduction; phosphatidylinositol phosphate biosynthetic process
Cellular component (GO): phosphatidylinositol 3-kinase complex
Molecular function (GO): 1-phosphatidylinositol-3-kinase regulator activity
Source: RefSeq, a predicted model, not a curated record